Messenger RNA from Schistosoma margrebowiei, 764 nucleotides. NCBI's taxonomy places the organism in Eukaryota, Metazoa, Platyhelminthes, Trematoda, Strigeidida, Schistosomatidae. The record is from the annotation of a GenBank genome assembly.
AUGCUAGCCACACGCAAUUUUUCUACUGGUCGGGGUACCGUUCCAGGAAGUCAUACUUCUGUAACUAAGAAGUCUAAUGAUGGUAUUAAAGAAUCAUCUGACAGCUCUACUGCAGUAAUGGAGGACUCAGCUGAUAUAAAAAGCAAAAAGCAGGACAUCAUCCGGGCAACAGAACAACUAUUGGCUGCUGCUGCAGCUGGUGACUUCGAACUCUAUCUUAAAUUUUUGGAUUCUCAAUUCACCUAUUUCGGUCCAGAAGCAUGUGGGAAUUUACUCGAAGGAGCUGAUUUCCAUAAGUUUUACUUUGAACAAAUCAUUCCGAAAUCAGUUGUUCGUGCUAUUCAUACCAGUAUACUGAAUCCGACUGUACAUUUAAUGGGUGAAGAUGCAGCUUGUAUUGCCUACACAAGACUUACUCAGUUCCUAGAUAAAUGUGGUAUGCCCCAUACACAACAAACAGAAGAAACCCGUGUUUGGGUAAGACGUAAUGAUCGUGGCUGGCAGAAUGUCCAUGUACAUCGUUCUUGUUUAUCAGCAGGCUCAGGUGGUGGUGGAUUCGCAAAUAUUAGUACAACUGGAUCAGCUAGUUUCAACUAUCCACUUUAGAGUCAAAAUAAUAUUGCUCAGAUCAUGAGAGAUAUUGAAACAAGGAAGUAUAUGUAUACAUAUACUAUCAGAAAUUUUAUGCUUUAAUAUUGAAUCAAUUCCGUUUGUCUUUUUGCGUAUUUUUUCUUUCUUAAAAUUUCAACAUGCAAUUUAUCCAA